Messenger RNA from Phytophthora infestans T30-4, 825 nucleotides. RefSeq lists its product as uncharacterized. The record is from RefSeq and is a predicted model, not a curated record. NCBI's taxonomy places the organism in Eukaryota, Oomycota, Peronosporomycetes, Peronosporales, Peronosporaceae. The transcript is spliced from 2 exons. Bases 1 to 825 code for a protein of 274 amino acids.
AUGCGCUCCACCGACUUGUACUCGACAGUUCUGCGCCAGAUCUUCGACACGCUAUGUCGAUCUCACCCACCGGCGUCGGGCGUGGACAGCGUCAAGUUCAGUAAACUUCUGUAUGAAGCCAACAUCCAACCGAAGUUGUUGAGUAUCGGAGAUGCUGCCUUCCUCUUUGCGAGCAAUCUUACGUCUGGCACCUCAUACGAAAUGGAUUUUGAUGGCUUCACACGUGCCAUGGAGUGGCUUGCACAGCAGUUCUACAGCGAUAACGGUGCGAAUCUCAGCAAAAGCAAGCCUGGCAUUCAGCACGCGAUGUGGAAGUGGCGACGAGGAGAAAACGCUCCUGACCACUUGCAAGAAUCUUUACGACGAUUGUGCUUCGAAACUCUGGUCCAAUUGCCGUGUUUGGCUUCAACUUGGCACGAAAUAAUGGAGUCUUGGAGGCUUGAACGUAAGCGAGAGCUCUUGCGAGAGUACGCACGAAAGUAUUGUGCUGCGACUCGACUGCGUGCGAGUUGGGUCGGCUUCGUCGCUUGGAGGAUUUACUUGAGGCGGCGACAACGAAUGAAGGAGGAGCGUCAGGCAGCUACGACGCUCCAGAGUCUCGUUCGUCGACGAAAACCGUAUCUGGAGUACCAACGAGUACGUCGCGUUGUCAUUCGAACGCAGCGUCGAGUCCACGCCCGGUCAGAGUUGCGUCGUCUUCGUGUAGAGAGAGGAAUUUUCAUUGAACGCAUGUGGCUUCGCUUAGUAAAAUGGACGCAUCGCCACCUCUGGCUUCUGGGCGCGUGGAAACGAUUGAACGCUUUGGUGUUGCGAUUUUCCCUUUAG